CCCAGGGCAUCGUGCCGCAGCACUUUGGGUACGAGACGCGGUCAAAGGUUAUCUGCGGCAAAAUGGCGGACACAGACGGGAAAAUCGCCGAGUUCACCGCUAAAGUAGAAAAACAGGAGGCAGAAGUUGCUGCCCUGAAAUCCCAGCUGGCACAGAUCAGGAGGGACCAGGAGAACAAUGCCCAGCUGGAGAAACUGUACACCGAGAACGCCAAACUCAAGUACCAGGCCAACCAGCUGAAGAGAAGUUUGGCAGAAGAACAGAGUAGGAAGCCUGCUCACAUGUUGAACAUCCAGCGUCAGUUGGUGGACAUCUUCAGCCUGUCCAUCCACAAGGCCUUCCCCACCCUGGCCGACCCCCCAGUCAUGGUCACUCUCAGCACGCAGGAGAAGUUUGGAGACUACCAGUGUAACAGUGCCAUGAGCAUCGGCCAGUUGCUGAAGGCCCAGGGGAAAAAGGCCGUUCCACGUGAGAUCGCCCAGGCUAUUGUCUCCAAUCUGCCAGAAAGUGGUAUCGUUGAAAAGGUAGAGAUUGCUGGUCCAGGCUUCAUCAACAUCCACGUCCGCAAGUCCUUCGUCUCUUCUAUCCUUUCCACGGCGCUACGAGAAGGCGUCAAACCUCCGCCGGUCGACAGGAAACUGAGGGUCGUCAUUGAUUACUCUUCACCCAACAUUGCGAAGGAAAUGCACGUGGGACAUCUCCGCUCCACCAUAAUCGGGGACAGCUUUGCUAGGCUCAUGAAGUUUGUUGGGCACGAUGUUCUUGGGCUGAACCAUGUGGGGGACUGGGGGACCCAGUUUGGCAUGCUGAUUGCCCACCUUCAGGACAAGUUCCCUAACUAUGUGUCAGUCUCACCACCCAUCGGUGACCUGCAGGCCUUCUAUAAGGAGUCGAAGGUUCGGUUUGAUAAUGAUGAGGAGUUUAAGAAGCGUGCGUACUCCUGUGUGGUGAAGCUUCAGAGUCGAGAACCAGACAUUAUCAAGGCCUGGAACCUCAUCUGUGACGUCUCCAGGAAUGAGUUCCAGAAGGUGUACAACCAGCUGGACAUCCGUGACUUGUUGGAGCGAGGAGAGUCCUUCUACCAGGACAGGAUGGUGCAGGUCGUCAAGGAACUGGAGGAAAAAGGCCUCCUGAAGGAAGAGGAGGGUCGUAAGGUCCUGUUCACAGACGCCUCGUCCGUUCCCCUGACCAUCGUGAAGUCGGAUGGUGGGUACACGUACGACACGUCGGACAUGGCCGCCAUCAGGCAGCGCCUGGAGGAGGAGCGUGGGGACUGGCUUAUCUACGUGGUGGAUUCAGGACAGGGUCUGCACUUCCAGUGCAUUUUUGCAGCAGCUAAGGCAGCAGGCUGGUAUGAUGCAAAGAGAAAGAGGGUGGACCACACUCCAUUUGGGGUAGUCCUUGGAGAGGACAAGAAAAAGUUUAAGACCAGGUCUGGAGAAACUGUUAGGUUGAGCGACCUGUUGGGUGAAGGUCUGCGAAGGUCCUUGGAGAAGCUUAAGGAAAAGGAAAGGGACAAGGAACUGACUCCGGAGCAGCUGGAAGCGGCACAGAAAGCCGUGGCGUACGGCUGCAUCAAGUACGCCGACCUUUCACACAGCAGGACCAACGACUACGUCUUCUCCUUUGACAGGAUGCUGGACGACCGAGGCAACACAGCCGCCUACCUCCUCUAUGCCUACACCAGGAUCAGGUCCAUUGCUCGACUGGCUAAUGUAGACGAGAGCUCCCUGAAGAAGGCAGCCCAGACUACGGAAGUGUCCCUGGACCAUCCCAAGGAGUGGAAGCUGGCCAAGUGUCUGGUGCGGUUCCCUGAGAUCAUCAGUAAGAUCCUGGAGGACCUGUACAUGCACACCUUGUGUGAGUUCAUGUAUGAGCUGUCCACCACCUUCACUGAGUUCUAUGACGUCUGCUACUGUGUGGAGAAGGACAGGAAAACAGGUGAGGUGAUAAAGGUGAACAUGGGUCGUCUGCUGCUGUGUGAAGUCACAGCCUCCAUCCUGGCCACCUGUUUCUCCAUCCUGGGCAUCACACCAGUCAACAGGAUGUAGUCAUAUAACCUACCACCAACAGCUUGUGUUGUGCAGACAGACUGUAAUCAUAACCUACGUGUAUCAUCAAUGGCUCGUGUUGUGCACAGACAGGAUGUAGUCAUAUCCCACCACCAAUUGUUCAUGUAGUUGGAGACCAUUGACAACACACUUUGAAUGUCACAUACAAGAUACAACUGCAUACAUAUUCUGACUAUACUGUUGAAUCAUAUCAAUUUUUACAUGCAAAGAUGUAUACAUAAAGAACUUUGAAUAAAUGAGGUAUCCAUACAUACUAGCUGCCACUACAUGUACAUUAAUAUAUCGGGAACCUCAGAGGAUUUACACAACAGUCUGCAGUUUUACCGUACAUGUAUGUAACAACUUUGCUGAGCACAAAAGUUUGUUUCCAAUCCUGUUCACGUCAAUCCAGUGUACCUACAAUAUACAUGCCUUACAGUGUGUGCAAAAUCUAGACAUCUGAUUUUGUAUACAUAAAGGCUACAGACCUGCAAAUGUGUAUAAGCUACACUGAUAAUGUGUGUAGGUUUAUUAUUGAUACCAAACAUCAUAUGAAACUGUACUGGACAAGACUAUUGUCUGAAUAUAUAAGAUCCCACAUGACUAAAGCUGAAGGAAUAUGGACUGAUUAAUAUGUUAUGUUUGUAACAUUAGAUAACAAACUUCAGGUAAAAGAAUUAGAUAUGCCACA
This is a messenger RNA of Branchiostoma floridae (Florida lancelet), 2742 nucleotides long. RefSeq names its product arginine--tRNA ligase, cytoplasmic-like. The record is from RefSeq and is a predicted model, not a curated record. The transcript has 15 exons. Gene Ontology annotation, cellular component: cytoplasm. Gene Ontology annotation, molecular function: arginine-tRNA ligase activity; ATP binding. Bases 63 to 2051 code for a protein of 662 amino acids. Lineage: Eukaryota; Metazoa; Chordata; Leptocardii; Amphioxiformes; Branchiostomatidae. Gene Ontology annotation, biological process: arginyl-tRNA aminoacylation.